UGGGGUGGAUAUCCUUCAUAAUUCCUUUAGUGAAGAGCCGCUUCAGUACCUGACAGUCAAGACAGCUGAAGACAGGGCAAGGGCAUUCGUCUUCAGCUGGGAUUCAAUACAAGUGCAUUUCUUUGGCAGGUUCUCUGGCACCAUGAAGACCUGGCUGAUUUUCAUAUAUCUGGCCCCUACUGUGAUAAGUGUACAAUCGGUGACUUUAGAUGGCAAUGAAAAUAAUGCAAACGAGACAUUGCAUCCAGAAGAAGGACUAGUAGAAGCAAUUCCAGGCAAUGAGGAAACUGCUGACUUGAAAGAUGAAUCUAACACAACAAGAAGGGAAGAAGAAAGUGAAAGCUUCGCUAUUGCAUGUCAACAGGCAAGACUUCCUGAAAACCUCUUGCUGGAAUGUCCAAAUGCCACAAAGCCAUCCCCUGAUGGUGCAACUACAGCAAAGCCUACCACAGUUCCUACAACAAUAGAGACAACUGACAGUAGCUCACUCCAACGAUGCCAGCCACUCAGCAAUCCAUGGGUUUCAUGUAACAAAUCCACAGUGGAGGAUGAAAUAAAGUUGGCAGAAGCUCUAAGUGAAUUUGCAAUCAGUUUCUAUUUGGCAGCAAUUCAGUUUGAGAAGAGUGACUCUAACCUGGUUUUUUCACCCUUCAGCAUCUCCAUGAUACUUUCCAACCUCUUGCUAGGAGCCCGUGGACAAACCAAAGAAGAUCUUGAGAAUGUGCUCUCCUACCCUAAAGAAUUCACUUGUAUCCAUGAUGCAAUGGGUGCAUUCCGCAAAUCAGAAGCCUUGACAGCAGCCUCUGCAAUUUUUGCCCAACCAGCCCUCACCUGGAACAAUGAUUUCUACCAGCUGUCACAAAAAUUCUAUCGCAGCUUGCUACGGAGUCUCUCUAAUGACAGUGUCUAUGAUGUAAAUGAAAUAAACAACUGGGUGAGCAGAAAUACUGACAACAAAAUCAAAAAGCUCUUGGAUCACCUGGAUUCAGAUGUCCAAAUGGUGCUUGUCAAUGCUGUCUACUUCCAAUCCAAGUGGAAGACCACAUUUAAGAGUAAAAACACAAUAAAGGAAAACUUCUACCGUCCAGGCGCCCCUCCAACCAACGUGUUCAUGAUGACCAGUAAGAAAUAUCCAUUGGCCUCCUUCACUGACCACAUUUUGCAGGCUAAGGUUGGCUGUCUGCAGCUGUCCCACAACAUGAGUCUGGUUAUUAUCAUGCCUCGAUUCCUGUCGCAGAAUCUUUCUGAUGUGGAGAAGCAUCUCAGUGGGGAUGUCUUCAAGUCAAUAAUGGCCAAGCUGGAUCACAUUCCUUUCAAAUCCACUGUAGUGACUGUUCCCAAAUUCAAGGUGGAUUCCUCCCUGGAUCUCAUGUCCAUAGUGGGAGAGAUGGCUUAUGGCAUUUUCUUCGAUGUUAACCUGUGUGGGAUUUCUGAGAACGAAGAGCUGGCAUUGUCCAGUGCCCGGCAUAGAGCUGUGAUGGAAAUCAAUGAGGAAGGAGUGGAGGCCGCUGCCGCCACAGCUAUCUCCCUGGCACGUACAGCCAAUUUCUUUGAAGUGCAGCAGCCCUUCAUCUUUGCGGUAGUGAAUGAGAAGAGGUUCCCCGUCUUCAUGGGGCGCAUCAACAAUCCACAGGUGUGAUAACUUCCUCCUUGCUCCUGUCACCUCCUGUCU
Euleptes europaea (tarantolino) is the source of this 1672-nucleotide messenger RNA. RefSeq names its product serpin family G member 1 (gene SERPING1). The record is from RefSeq and is a predicted model, not a curated record. Gene Ontology annotation, molecular function: serine-type endopeptidase inhibitor activity. Lineage: Eukaryota; Metazoa; Chordata; Lepidosauria; Squamata; Sphaerodactylidae. The transcript is spliced from 7 exons. The coding region runs from base 143 to 1639 and encodes 498 amino acids. Gene Ontology annotation, biological process: negative regulation of endopeptidase activity.